UAACCACUCUUGUGUUGAUGCUGGGCUAGCCAGCUCCCAGCUUCAUCCUACGGUAGGAGUAGCGUCUCCUACCGUUUCUUGCGGAACCAUUUACGCUGGCCGUGCGUUGCGCUUGCAAGAUCUUGAGUUUCAACUUCCGGAAGCUACCGAAAGUGCCCGACGUGUUUUGCAUUCACUUCCGGGUCCUACGAUCCCGACGCGCUCCUCGCGGUUCAGCAGCCUCACCAUACUUCCAAAUCCACUUCGCCGUUCGCUCCCGAAUUCCGUCUUGCCUACCGUUGUUUUCUUCUUCUGAUUUUAUCCGUUCGUUCUACUACGGCGCACAAUGGAUCCGUAUCGGCACGCGAUGCAGUCGUCGUUAGAUCCGUACGGGGCUUCUGCCGGUGCUGCUGCUGCUACCGCUCACGGGUCUUAUCCUCCAAUCAACAUGCUGCAACAGCAUGGUUAUCAGCAGCAGCAGCAGCAGCAGCAGCAGCAGCAGCAGCAGCAGCAGCAGCAGCAGCAGCAGGGUUACUACGAUUCCCCGUCUUCUUCCCUUCAGCAGCCUAUCAUGCUGGAUGGCCAUGGAUCGGGCAAUGCUUAUUCUGUGCAGGGAUAUGCGGAAUCGUCGCCGGCCGAGGGUGCGAUGCGAGGGAUGAACAAGCGCGGUCCUGAUGCAGGCUCCUCCCUCUCCACCCACCAGAGCUAUUACGAGUACCCUUCCAAGCGGCCCCAUUUCGGCAGCACCAAUCUUCCCCCUCUCCCUCCCUCAUCCCACCAUGACCCUUCCCUCUCAUCCUACCCCUCCUCCCUCUACCUAACGUCUGGCACUGACCCUGGCGCGUCCUUUCCCAGCAAUGUAUACUACGAUUCUAGUACCUCAGGCGGCUUAGGUUCUGCUGCAGACGCCUUUUACUCCACCCAGCAGCAGCAGCAGCAGCAGCAGCAGCAGCAGGAACAGCAGGAGCAGGCUCUGUACCCCGUCCGUCCAGGGGAGAAGGAGUGUGCCUAUUACAUGCGCCAUGGCACGUGUAGUUUCGGGGCCACGUGCCGCUUCCACCACCCCCCUCGUGCCUCCUCCUCCCCGUCUGCCCCUUCUGCCCCUUCCGCCUCUGCUGCUUACCCUGGCGCGUCUGCUUCUUCUGCUGCAGCAGCAGCAAUGGCAGCGGCAACGGCUGCGAUGGUAGCAGCAGCAGCAGGUGGUGGUGGUGGUGGUGUGUAUCGUGGUGCAUAUUCUGGUUCUAAAUCGGCUGGCAUGCUGGGGAUGCUACCUGUAGCAGCCGUGAGCGGAGGAGGAGGAAGUAGUGGAGGUGGAAUGACAUCCCAUGGAUCAGGAAGGGAGAAAACGUCUGUGAAGGGUUCUGGAGGGCCGUAUCCGGAGAGACCUGGUGAACCGGACUGUGCGUUUUACAUGAAGACUGGAGCAUGCAAGUUCGGCAUGUCCUGCAAGUUCAACCACCCUCCCGACCGCCAGCAGCAGCAGCAGCCGAAGGCGGGGGGCUCUCAGUCAAACGGCAAAAAAGACAGCACAGCUCCCACAGCUGCAGCUGCAGCAGCAGCAGCAGCAGCAGCACUUGCGGCGCCAGUAGUCGGGCCUGCAGAAAGGCCACAGAGUAACAUAGCAGCAGGGGGAGGAGGAGGAGCAGCGGCAGGAGGAGGGGCAGCCGCCGCCGCUGCUGCUGCUGCAGGGGGGGGUGAAGGGACGGUUGAUGAGGAGGCGAAAGGAGCGGCGGUGGGAGAGGAGGGCGAGGGGAAGGCGGAGACGGAGGAGGAGGGGGAGAGGAGUGUGAAGAAGGAGGAGGUGACAGGCGGUAGCUUGGAAGGUGAACAGAAGAGUGGUGGUGGCGGUGGUACUGCUGGUGGUGCUGCUGGUGCUGGUGCUGGUGGCAGCAGUGGUGGUGGUAAGGGCAAGGAUCAGUUUGGCAAGCCAGCAGCGCUCAACUCAGUGGGACUGCCUAUGAGGCCGGGAGAGACAGACUGUACUUUCUACAUCAAGAAUGGAAGCUGCAAGUUUGGCCCCAACUGCCGGUUCAAUCACCCGGACCCGUCUGCCCUGGCAUCGCCCGCCGCCGCAGCUAAUGCCGUGGCUGGGGUUGGACGUUCUCCAGCAGCAGCAACAGGCUUCCGAUGUCCAGUGCAAUCAUCGUACCUACUUUCUCAAGGGCUCCUUCCCCACCACCCGGGCAUGCUCUCGCCUGCCAUGUCCCUCCCGCUGCUGCCGCCUGGUCCGUCACCCAUGUCUCUGCUGCAACUGCACCAUCACCAGCAGCAGCUGCAGGAGCAGCAGCACUUCCACCAGCUGCAGCAGCAGUUUCCGCAGCGCCCAGGGGAGCCUGAAUGCUCAUUCUACGUAAAGACUGGAAACUGCAAGUUCGGGCCUUCUUGCAAGUUCCACCACCCCCUAAAGCAGCAGCUGCAGCAGCAGCAGCAGCACCACCACCACCACCUUCCUUCUUCCCCGAUGCUCUUCCCUCUCAGCGAUGGGGGCAUGGGCGGCAGAGGAGGAGGAGGAGGAGGAGGGGGAGGAGGAGGGGGGGGGGGGGCGUCGACUCUGUUCUUUUCUCCCCUUCCUGCGCACCUGUCCUCGUCCCCACGCAUGCCUCAGCCUGUGUUUCACCAUCGUGCCACUGCUGCUGCUGCCACUGCCGCUGGUGGUGCUGCUGGUGCGCUGCCAGUUGGAGUGAAGCUCUCUGCUGCAGGUCUCCCUCGUCGCAAGGAUGCCGUGACAUGUGCCUUCUAUAUCAAGACUGGCACCUGCAAAUUCGGGGUGACUUGUAAGUUUGACCAUCCGCCGCCUGGCGAGGUGGCAGCCAAAGCUGCAGCCGAAGCAGCAGCUGCUGCUGCUGCUGCAACCACAGGGGGGGCGGGUGAUGGUGCACCGGUAAAAGCUGAGCUGGAGGUGGAGGGGCAGGAGGAGGGGCAGGGGAAGGAUGUCGAGAGGGGAGGUGAGGAGCAGGAUGGUGGGGAGGCCGAGGAACGAAGUGAGGGGGAGGAAGGGGAAGGGGAGUAGUACCAGGUUAAAGUAUAGAAUGACUGACUAGAAUUACUGUUGUGAAUUUCGGAUGGAAAGGAAGCUGAAAUGUGUUGCUCGAUUUUGAUUGGCUGACGCAACAAUCAGCUUGGUGAAUUGUACAGUGCGACACUUCUGACGCGCUCGCGACUUGAGCGAUUCGUGUGUCAGAAGGGAUCGCAUUGUUAAAAUUAUAUAAGUUAUAAUUUAAUAUAGGCUUGGUAGGUUG
Molecule: messenger RNA, 3218 nt
Organism: Closterium sp. NIES-67
Lineage: Eukaryota; Viridiplantae; Streptophyta; Zygnematophyceae; Desmidiales; Closteriaceae
Source: the annotation of a GenBank genome assembly